This is a messenger RNA of Phanerochaete carnosa HHB-10118-sp, 926 nucleotides long. RefSeq lists its product as uncharacterized. The coding region runs from base 129 to 497 and encodes 122 amino acids. The transcript has a single exon. Lineage: Eukaryota; Fungi; Basidiomycota; Agaricomycetes; Polyporales; Phanerochaetaceae. The record is from RefSeq and is a predicted model, not a curated record.
UGAGGGUCUAAGAGCUAUCAGAUACUAACGAUGUCCAAGGCGGUGUCAUCUACUUGUUCCUGAGGGUACGUCGCGCCUCGGCUUCCUGCCAGUUUCAUAUAUAUGUAUAUAUGUAUAUGUAUAUAUAUAUGCAUCGAGGACAUGUGCUGUUCCGCGCCGCUCUCACCGAGUUCAAGCCGUCCGCCGCGAAAGACGUCAGCUGUAUCCUCGAGCUGGCGGACCGCAACUGGCGUGCUGGAUCAUCCGUAGAGCUUGUCCUCACCACCUACCCAAGUCUGCAUAUCGCUUUCUCUCGUAUCGGCUUGAAUGUGCUUGGAGUCAAGAAUGGGACAACUUUUUCGAUAAGACGGGCUUCGACCCUGUCAGCUGCUCAGUCAAGGUCUAUGUGCAUGUCAUUUACAGCGCCAUCAGAGCUGCGAGCACCUGAUAUGCAUGCUCUGGCCUCGCCCUGCACUCCUUGCUUUCACUGCUACCGGGCCGCCAUGUCCUUCAAAUAAUCUUCGCAUUUUCACAUCUUAGGAGCACCAUCCCCGUGCUCCUCGCGUCCUAUGCACCCCCAUAACGCCUAAUUUGCACUCAAUUCGCCUCACCGCGCUCUUCUCCUGCUUUGUUUGCGAUGACAGCGGCGCGCUUCCCGCUUCCUGGAUGCAAAGUGGGCGCGGAGAGGGCGAGAUGGUGCACGGAGAUACUAGGGAGGUGGGAGGCUCAAGAGAUUCUACGGCACUUUACCACAUCGUGCUCCUCACCAGCGCAGCCCUUGGCACUCUUUGUGCUCCAUGUUCUCUGCGCCGCCGCGCUGCUCUCUGCACCCGUGCCGCGCACUAUUCUGCCUUCCCGGUGUCAAACAUCCCUUUCUCACGCCCUCGUCCGGUUGGACGCGCCGUCUACAAGUGCAGACGGCGAUAAUUCUCGAGCCGGAGUCUUGC